GAACUGUACAAUGGGGUGAUAGCGAAAAGCAAUUGAAAGGUUCUUUGCUGGUGUAUCUUGCGGAUACCCCGGCAGCAGGUGUGGCUAGUGGCUUCAAAGAGGGUGUAGGUGGGGCUUACCGAGGCUGUCGAACAUGUAUGAUCACCAAACAGGAACUCUGUCAAAAGGUGAACUGUAUGGCAUUAUCAUAGUAUAUACGCAUACAUACAGGAAACAGACAUUAAUUGACAUAUCCAUGCAUUGAUAUAGCUCCAGUGUGAUAAGUUACGUCCUAGGAGAAUUAAACAACAUCUCACCUACUGUGAGUUAGUCGACAGUGACCCUUCUUUCUCAAGACAGUUCGGAGUGAAUGGUCUCAGUAUUUUACACGAAGCACCUGGAUUUGAUGUUUGUUCGUGCUUCCCUCAUGACAUAAUGCAUAUCAUAUUUGAGGGUGUUUUGCCUCGUCAUAUAAAAGCAUUGGUUCGUUACUGCAUCUCUCAGAAGCGAUUUUUCACUCUACAACAGCUUAAUACCCAAAUUUCGAUUUUCAAGUAUGGGUACAGUGAAAAGAUGAAUAAGCCUCGACCUAUCGAUAGAGAUCACCUGACUGCAGAGGACAAAAAGAUUGUACAAUCAGCAUCGCAAAUGUGGUUGCUAGGACGGCUUCUUCCGCUUAUGGUUGGUGAAUUUGUUCCUAACGAUGAUCCUCACUGGAUCUGUUACUUGGGGUUGUUGUCUGUUAUGGUUCUGUGCACAGCAUUUGAGUUUACGAGCGAUUCUAUAGAGACUCUACAACUAUCAAUAGAGGACUACCUUCUCAGAUAUAAUCAACUCUAUCCUAACUCGAUCGCCCCAAAGUUUCAUUACCUGCUUCAUUUACCAACACAAGCUAGACUGUUUGGCCCCCUUCGUCAUCAGUGGUGUAUGCGCUUUGAAGCGAAAAAUUCGCAGCUGAAACAGUUUGUGGGAAAGAAUUUCAAAAAUCUCCCCAAGACUAUAGCGGAACGGCACCAAAAUUACAUGUGCAUGCACCUGUUACCUUCUCCUGGAGUGGAAAGGACCAAUUUCCUAUAUAGUGGUGAUGAAAUCCACAAAGUUGACGAGUAUCCCCUUGAGAGCUUCCACCCGUCACAGUUGAAAGCUAUCAUAAUGACAACGUUUCCAAAUAAGCUGUUUUUACCUGUUAGUUCUUGUGUAAAAUGUCUAGGACAAGAGUUUCGCCCAAGUGGAGUUAUCUGUUUGAAAAAACCUGAGGAUACAGACUACCCAAUCUUUGGUGAAAUCAGGCAUGUUGUUGUUGUCCGAGACUCAAUAUAUGUUGCUGCUCAACUUUAUACAACAUUAGGUUUUAAUUACCAUUAUUACAGCUAUGAGGUGUGCUUAGACAAUACUUACUCGGUUGUUCUUGUGAGUCAAUUAGCGUUAUACCAAGUACUUCACAAGUACACCAUUAAUUUACAAACACUGAUUGUUGUGAGGUCAUGUGACCAUAUAGAAUUUUUUGUUUAAUAGCAGUGAUGACAAGUGUAUAAUAAUUAUA
Molecule: messenger RNA, 1522 nt
Organism: Halichondria panicea
Lineage: Eukaryota; Metazoa; Porifera; Demospongiae; Suberitida; Halichondriidae
Exons: 5
Coding region: 415-1491 (358 amino acids)
Source: RefSeq, a predicted model, not a curated record